Ficedula albicollis (Collared flycatcher) is the source of this 3294-nucleotide messenger RNA. Its product is annotated as interleukin-1 receptor type 1-like. The annotation marks the transcript as partial. NCBI's taxonomy places the organism in Eukaryota, Metazoa, Chordata, Aves, Passeriformes, Muscicapidae. The transcript is spliced from 12 exons. Gene Ontology annotation, molecular function: interleukin-1, type I, activating receptor activity. Gene Ontology annotation, biological process: signal transduction; regulation of inflammatory response. The record is from RefSeq and is a predicted model, not a curated record.
AGCUCUGCCACACUGACCAGGGUGAAACUUUAUGGACAAGGCUUCGCAUACCUGAAAUUUAGCUGCUUAUCAUGGCAGAAUGUGGGAAACAUGGCAGCAAAAACAAUGUUUUCUUGUAACAUUGCAACAGCAUUUUUGUCUUUAAUUAUUGCAAAGAAAUGUGAAGCCUAUGAUGUGAUGUUGAAGCAAAGUCUUGUGCCUGAUGGGCAGCCUCUUGCUAUUAAAUGUUCGCUGGAAAAGAGCUUGGAAAGUGGAGACUACAACUUAACAUGGUACAAAGUUGGUAACCAGAAAGCUGUGCCUAGAGACAAACUGUCUAGAGUUCAUCAGCAGAAGGAUUUAAUUUGGUUUCUUCCUGCAAUGUUAGAAGAUUCUGGAGAUUAUGAAUGUGUCAUAAGGAAUUUGACAAGCUGCAAGAAAAUGUGUACAAAAGUAACCAUUUUUGAGAGGAUUGAUGGUUUAUGCUUAAAUGAAAAAUUUGCUGUAAAGGAGGUAAUAUCCACCUCAUCUUCGGCAAAGGCUGUGUGUCCCCACUUGGAUUUUUUCAGGAAAGAGAAGAAUAUUCACCCUGUUUAUUGGUAUAAGGACUGCCAGCUGCUGGAAGGAAAAAGGUUUGUUGUUUCAAACAGUGACCUUAUAAUUUUGAAUGUGACUGUACAUGAUGGAGGAAACUAUACGUGUGAAACAACAUAUACCUACAAUGGGAAACAAUAUAACAUUUCACGAGAUAUCAGUCUGAUUGUUCAAUUGACCCCACCAAAAAAACCUCCAGAGAUAACUUAUCCAAGAAACAACUCCAUUGAAGUUGAACUCGGCUCACAGGUUACUGUGGAUUGCAAUACAACAGGUGCUGAUGGGUUUGAGGUGUACUGGACAGGCAACAAUAUGAACAGAAUCUUUGCAAGUUCCUAUGAGGGAGAAACUUCUUAUGAUGGGCGCCCUAUGCAUUCUUUGAAGCUAAUAAUUUCAGAAGUGAGCAGGGAAGAUUAUGAACAGCCUUUUGUAUGUCAAGCUUCAAAUGCCUUUGGGCAAGUCGCAUCCUAUAUUAUAUUAAAACACAGAGUUCCUGACAUACAAAGAUGGCUGACUGGAGGGCUUGUCUCUUUGUUAAUUUUGACAUUUAUCACUUUAAUAAUCUACAAAAUUUUCAAGAUUGAUUUGGUGCUUUGGUACCGUAAUUCUGUCUGUGCCCUUACAAGUGAGGAAGAUGGGAAAAUCUACGAUGCGUAUGUCCUGUACACAAAAAGCAGUGAAGGCAGAAGUGUCUGUUGUCUGGAAACCUUUGUUCGUAGGAUACUCCCAGCUGUUUUAGAAAAACAAUGUGGCUAUAACCUUUUCAUAUUAGGAAGGGAUGAUUUACCAGGAGAAGCUGUGGUCAGUGUUGCUGAUGAAACCCUUAAGCAAAGCAGAAGACUGAUGAUUAUUUUGGGAUCAGAAACAUCUAGGUGCUGCCUGUUAGAAGACACCUCUGAGCAACAACUAGCUAUGUAUAAUGCUCUCAUUCGUGAUGGGAUUCAAGUGAUUCUUAUAGAAAUGGGUGAAAUUCGGGACUACACAAGCAUGCCAGAAUCAAUCAGAUACAUUAAGCAAAAACAUGGAGCUAUUCAAUGGAAAGGGGACUUCUCAGAGAAAUCUUGUUCAGCAAAUACAACAUUCUGGAAGAACGUGCGCUAUCAAAUGCCAUCCAGGAAAAAGGUAUCUUAUUCUGAAGUGCAUUUGUUGCCCCUAACUUCGAACAGUUCUGCAGGAAAGGGAAGUUAAGAAGCACUUAUUUAAAUAAUACUAAGAACUUUAUACUACAAAGUAGAUGUUUUCUUCGAGGAGUAGAAACUGCUCCAUUCCAUAAAUUACACCCUAAAAGAAAAAACUCUUUGCAACUUUUUUUCUGUUGCAGGUUUUGGAUUGUGACACAAUUUGUUGUGUUAGUCUUCAUCAAAUAUUACGAGUAAACAUGGUUAUGGUGAUAGGCUACUAAGUAGCUGUGAUCCACAUAAAUGCUGUAUGAAGAAACAGCUGUGAAGUCCAUUUAAAAAAAUCACAACUGCAGUUGAUAAAUUAAAAGUCUGUUUCUGUCAUCAGCAUUUUCCUAGUCAUUCAGUUCCAAAUCUUGUUGCCUCUCCAUGAUUGUCUGACUUUCUUUUCGGUGCAAGAAUCUGCUCUGUGCAAGCUUUGCCUCCUGAUCAACAGACCUUACCCUUGCUUCUUGAAAGGUUUGGGGAAAUUCAUGACAUAGCAGGUAUAUUUAAAACUCAUCACUACACUAAAUGUGUUUCUGCUGAACAAUUGGUACCAAAUGUGUUCAGCAAAUGGAAGGGAAUGAAAUCCCUGGAUUUUUAGACUGUUGAACAAUUCUGUGGUAUCUGGUUUAUGUUUUUUUUUUAGACUUAGUCUCUUGUAAUGCUUAGGAAACUGAAAAUAAUUAAUAUUUCUUGAGAACAGGAAGAUUUCUAGACUGUGCUGCUACACUGGAAACGAGAUGCUCUCGUGCUGUGUCUCAGCUGUGCUAACUGCAUGCACAGAAAUUCACUGAGAAUCUAUCAAAGAACUGUGCUUGGGCUGGAUAUUCUGGGGAGUGGAAAGUGGCCAGUUCUGAAACAUGACCAAAUUCUAAUGGCAAGAAAUGGUAUCUCAUCUACUAGUGAAGGAAAGAGAGGCGUGUGGCAAUAUCAAACUGCUUGAGAGUAGCUUGGUGUUUCUAGACCUCAAUCCACUUUCUGUGUGCAGCACUGAGAGAAAAUGACAUGCUGCUUCCUUUUCAAGGUGGUCUAAGGCAGCAGGAGUUUUCAUGCUCCAGCCUUGAGGAACAUAUGCAUGCAAAUACGCAUUUUGCUUGCCUUUUAAAAAUUAUUUUCUGAAGUUACGUAAGUUCUAACAUCAUGUUUAUUGCCAGGAUAGCAUCUGCUGUGGAAUUCCUUUCAGUUGGUUCUCAGAGGUAUGUAUAUCUAGAAUAUAUUCUUCAUUGUCUAUUGAUAGGAGAGAAAACAGAAUCUAGGAGUGGAAAUAUAUAAUCAAAGGGAAAGAUUUCUAAUAGCAUUUCAUUGUACCUUUUUUCUUUGUAAAGGUGUAGUAGAUACUCCUUAGGAGCAGUGUCUCAGUCUCCUGGCUGUGGGGUUCACAACUGUGUAAUCUUCCACAGCCUUCACUGACUAGAGACUUGUUCUGAGGUGUCACCAGGAAAACUGGGAACAGGAUAGAUCCAUCAUAUGAGGUUCUAUUGUCCUAGUAGAUGUUGAAUCCAUGUUCUUUGGAAAUGCAUAAUAUUUAGGCUGAAACCUUUCAAAAAUAAAUUUAGGG